AUGGCUCGGACUGUGCUAGCCGCUCGUUUUGAACAAUCCGUCACUGCUAAUGCUCUCCGAUCAUAUCUUGCGGAGUUCAUCUCCACAUUCUUCUUUGUUUUUUCAGUUCUGGGAUCUGCGACGUCAUCUCGAAAAUUGAUGCCCGAUGCUACUUCGGACCCAUCCAGUCUGGUGUUGGUUGCCAUCGCCAAUGCCUUGGCCUUGUCAUCUGUUGUGUAUAUCGCAGCCAACAUCUCAGGCGGGCACGUGAAUCCGGCCGUCACCUUUGGAAUGGCGGUCGGAGGCCAUAUCAGUGUCCCGACCGCUCUGUUUUACUGGGUUUCUCAGAUGCUGGCCUCCGUUAUGGCUAGCCUCCUCUUGAAGAUGACUCUUGUUGGAAUGCAUGUUCCAACCUACACCAUUGCAGAAGAAAUGACGGGGUUUGGAGCAUCGCUGUUGGAAGGUGUCCUGACAUUUGCUUUAGCGUACACUGUUUAUGCUGCUGGGGAUGUUAGGCGUGGUGCACAGGGAGCCAUUGGACCUUUGGCAAUAGGGUUCAUGGCAGGAGCCAGUGUCUUGGUUGCAGGGCCCUUUUCCGGUGGAUCUAUGAAUCCGGCGUGCGCCUUUGGAUCUGCCGUCACGGCCGGCAGUUUCAAGAACCAGGCAGUUUACUGGAUAGGACCAUUGAUCGGUGCAGCAGUUGCAGGCCUUAUCUAUGAUAAUGUGGUGUUUCCUAAUGAUCAAGAGACGGAUUCUAUUAGGGGAAUCCCAGAUGGAGUUGUGUAG
This is a messenger RNA of Juglans regia (Persian walnut), 765 nucleotides long. RefSeq names its product probable aquaporin TIP5-1. Gene Ontology annotation, molecular function: water channel activity. Gene Ontology annotation, cellular component: membrane. The record is from RefSeq and is a predicted model, not a curated record. Lineage: Eukaryota; Viridiplantae; Streptophyta; Magnoliopsida; Fagales; Juglandaceae. The transcript is spliced from 3 exons. Bases 1 to 765 code for a protein of 254 amino acids. Gene Ontology annotation, biological process: transmembrane transport; water transport.